Molecule: messenger RNA, 642 nt
Organism: Closterium sp. Naga37s-1
Lineage: Eukaryota; Viridiplantae; Streptophyta; Zygnematophyceae; Desmidiales; Closteriaceae
Source: the annotation of a GenBank genome assembly
AUGUUCGCAAGGGAGCGGGUUGGCAUCAGGGUCUGCAGUGUGAGGUUCGCACUUGGGUAUGCCGGUGGUGGUUACGCCAGUGGUGGUUACGCCAGUGGUGGUUAUGCCGGUGGUGGUUAUGCCAGUAGUGGUUAUGCCAGUAGUGGUUAUGCCAGUAGUGGUUAUGCCAGUAGUGGUUAUGCCAGUGGUGGAAAUACCAGUGGUGGUUGGAGUCUCCUGGAAGCUGCUGCUGCUGCUGCUGCUGCUGCUGCUGGUGGUGGUGGUGGUGGUGGUGCUGCUGCUGCUCCUGCUCCUGCUGAAUGUGGGGAGCAUGGGAGAAUGUGGGGAGCAUGGGAGAAUGUGGGGAGCAUGGGAGAAUGUGGGAGCAUGAAGGAGAAUGUGGGGAGCAUGUGGGAGAAUGUGGGGAGCAUGUGGGAGAAUGUGGGGAGCAUGUGGGAGAAUGUUGGGAGCAUGUGCCAGGAGAAUGUGGGGAGCACGUGCCCGGAGAAUGUGGGGAGCAUGUGGGAGAAUGUGGAGAGCACGUGCAGGGAGAAUGUGGGGAGCAUGUGGGAGAAUGUGGGAGCAUCAGAAAGGAGAAAUAACAGCUGUCCCACAUUCGCUGUGAAGAACGUCCUGUCCGACCGCUAUAACUCCCUCACAUAA